Molecule: messenger RNA, 1644 nt
Organism: Photinus pyralis (common eastern firefly)
Lineage: Eukaryota; Metazoa; Arthropoda; Insecta; Coleoptera; Lampyridae
Gene: Amnionless
Product: protein amnionless
Exons: 6
Coding region: 95-1438 (447 amino acids)
Biological process (GO): intracellular protein localization; receptor-mediated endocytosis
Cellular component (GO): endocytic vesicle; apical plasma membrane
Source: RefSeq, a predicted model, not a curated record
CAUAUCUAAUAACUGACCACUGAAUUUGAUAACGAAACCGCCCCCUUUCAGUCGAUCGAAUUGCAUUCCUCGCUAAAUUGUGCCGAAGUGAAGAAUGCCGGCAUUGUGGUGGUUAUUUAUGUUUAAUAGUUUUUUCCUACCUACUUUGAGCGCUAAGAAGACGUGGAAAUUCAAUAACGACAUUCUAAAUCCGACACACUGGGAAAAUGCGGCCGGAUCUUUGGACUGUAACGGGUUCUUCUUUCCGGAAAUUCUCGGAUCGAUCGGCAGCGUAACAAGACUGGUGGCAUCCGAAGUGACACUUCCACUGAUGGGCGAACUGGAGAUACAAAAUGGAGGAUACAUUGAACUAUUCGACACAAAGCAAUGUGUGCGCGUCAAAGAAAUCGUGCCGAAGCACUGGUUGGAUCCAGAGAAUUGGGAAUCGGGUGACAAUGUGGCAGUGCCCGAUGUGGAAAGGGUGCCGUGUGAGCACGAUGAUGUUGUCUUCCAGAACACGGUAGCCGUCUACUACCCCGAGGUGCCAGUUUCGGUCAACUCAAUUGAACUUAAUAGCGUUAAGCUCAGCCAGACGCAAUGGCAGAAUUUUCUUCAAACGGACUACGGCAUUGAAGAAUUUCAGAUGCUGGUGGAAUCGUCCAUUAAUAUCGAACCAAAAGUUUGCGCGGCAAAGAAUGGCUGCAAUUGCCAUCCCAGUGCGGAAAUUGAGGAAUGGAUCUGCGACCACGUACCCAAGAAGCCGUCACCGGGUUGUUUCCAACCCAUUCGGCCAGUGGGAUUUUGCCAAGAUAUCUGUGGCGGAAUCGUCACUGUCGAAGUCGCUCCUACUUUCUCAUUGGAAACGUUUAGACAACGUCUGCCAAGGGGAGACCGGGUCGAUAUCCAUGCGAGCAAAAUAGCGAUCAAAGGGAGACAAAAGGUGCAAGUGGUUUUCGCCGAAAAAUACACAUACACGGAACGAAGCCAAAAACAAGCUGAAGAGUUUCAUGCAACGCUCAUGAAAGAUUUGGAUAAAUACAAACUGAAAGAUGCCGUUUUGGUGUCAUCCGGAUAUAGCCUACCCGAAGAAUCAAAGGGUACCACCGCUGUAGUGAUUGUAUUUGGUACUUUAAUUGGCACCGUUGCGGUUUUCUUCGGUCUCUACGUUCUGUACGUCGGUCCGCUGAGGGAUUACGAUCUUCGCUCGCGAUUAUCGAUAACACAGCAACUGCUUGGUCAGAAGACGCCGUUUUUCAGAAAAUUUGACAACGAGGGAGUUUCGAUUGCAGCCUCAAUGGUCAGCUUGGACAAAUCUUUCGAUAACCCGAUGUAUGGCGCAACAGAACCAUCGACAAGUGACGCCAUCAUCGAAUAUGUUACAGCAAUGGAGGAACGAAGUCAAGGUAAAGGGUACGUUGCCAACGUAAUCGCCGACGUACACGAUAUCGACAAGGACUGAUGUGCGUGACCGUUUCUUUAAUGACAAUAAUUAUCUAUUCAUGCAUUGUCGUCUGUUCAGCUUCCUUUGAAAUAUAAAAAAAAUGACUUUGUAACGUGGAUUACUUGCUAGCCCAAAUUAUUUGCAUAAUACGCAUUGGCUAACGGUGUAUCACUUCUGAGUCUAAUGAACCAAUAAACGGUGAACUUUGUGGACCUAUUUCUAGA